AGCAAGCGUAAGAACGAAUAGCCAGAAAGUUCUAAAGGUGAAAUUUGUUAGAGAAAGAAAAAACAAUAAUAAAUAGUUUGCUUUCAUUCUAAACAAAGUAGAAGUGCAUAUACAAACACGUCGCGGGUCAAGAGUAACUUUUAAAACUAAUGCAGUUAAAACAUCUGAAUCAGCAUCACCAAUUUUAACCGUUGCCUUAGCGUUGUGAUAGUCAGCUUAGACGGAUUUUUGGUGUGCUCUGGUUCCGUAAAAAGUAAUUGUCAAACCCAAGAAUUGCCAAGCACAAAUCGUGUUUGCCAAGGAGUCAGCACAUAAACAAAUUUGUUGUGGCCUAAAAAAAAGAAAAGUACUGCGGGAAUUCGGGUUUUCCAUCUCACAUACAUACAUAUUUUCUGUCUCAUCGUCGCCAUUUUUAAUCAGUUGUUUUUUCACGGGCUACACUACAUGCAGCUCGCUCGCACAUUCUGGAGAAUCGUGUUUCAGUGUUGAAAAGCGCGUCGCAGCUGCCAUAAAAUAGCAAGACAUCGUUUUUAAUUUAAAAUACAUUAUUACGCUCAAUAUGGAAGACCUCACCAAAAACAUUAUCUUCGCAAAUGCUAUUAAUGGACAACCUGCCACAAUUCAAUACCAGACGGCGGAUGGCACCAUUCUUAAACAGCCUAAAAUCGAGGGUCAAAAAACGGAGCAGCAACCGACCUUCUACUACACGACAAAUGGUAAUGGCGGCACCGUAAAUCUCGCCCAGUUGGCUACCACGGAUGACAACAAGACGUGCUACAUAGCUCAGCCAGUGGGCGGCUACAACUAUGCUCUAGUCAAUGGAAUGCCGCUCAACCAGGGCGCAGCACUAGGAAUCGCCACAGUAGACGCUCAAGGCCGCAUCCAGAUCGUAAACCAGAACAAGCCAAUUGCAGCAAACACCAUAUCCAACAUUAGCUUCAAAUGUGACGUCUGCUCGGAUAUGUUUCCCCACCUAGCCCUGCUUAACGCCCACAAGCGGAUGCAUACAGACGGGGAGCAGCAACAGCAGCACAACACCCAGCAAGGGGGCAGCGAGUCUAUUGCUGUGGUCAGCGCUCAGGGCUUAGUCCAGGCGCAGAACAUCAUUGGCAAUGGCCAGAUGGGCCAGAUACAGAUAGUGUCUUCCGAUACUUUGGAGCCUGUGCAACAAUCUGUGAUGCAACAGCAGCAACACGAAUCCAAAGCAAGCAAGUGCAUUAACUGUGGCAGCCCCAUACUGCAGCAGUCCAAACGCAAAGGUUCAAAGCAGGUGCGUUGCGAGUCCUGCAUGCAGGCAGAACAGGCGGCGCAGCAACAACUUUUCGUGGCGCAGGACGGUCAAAUGGCGCAUCCCGUGCAGAUCAUAUCAACUACUCCCCAGGCCCAGGCACAGCUGCAACAAAUUGUAGCCGCGCAGACAGGCGGCUCGACGCCCAAGAGGGAACCGAGCGUUGGGUCUGGCCAUCACCCAGUAAAAAAAAGAAAUUCCCAGCAGAUGACCAAGUGCCAGAAGUGCAAUGGCUCCGGGGUGGUGCUGGUGGGGCAGCACUCUCACGCCGGACACAGCGGAGCUGGCGGAACGGUAAAGCAAUCGGUCACUGUCAAAACUGAGUGUUUGUCCUGCAGGAAUCCGUCAAAACCCUUCAGUUGCAAUAUUUGUGGUGGUCUUUUCUCACGCUACUCAAGUCUUUGGUCGCACAAAAAGCUUCACAGCGGCGAAAAAAACUACAAAUGCAGCAUCUGUGGACUGGCCUUUGCGAAGGCCGUUUAUUUGAAAAACCACGCGCGUAUUCACACGGGCGAAAAACCCUAUAAAUGUCAAACCUGCGGUAUGCAGUUCUCACAGUCGCCACAUCUCAAGAACCAUGAACGCACGCACAGCGGCGAACGGCCCUAUGUGUGCGGGGUGUGCGACAAAGGAUUUGCUCGCCACGCUACGCUUUGGAACCACAGGCGCAUCCACACGGGCGAGAAGCCGUACAAGUGUGAAAUUUGCGGUUCGGCUUUUUCUCAGGCUGCCCACCUUAAAAACCAUGCAAAAGUGCACUCAGGGGAAAAACCCUACAAGUGCGAGAUCUGUUCGGCUGCGUUUGCUGAUCGAUUUGCGCUUAAGCGUCAUCGCGGCAUACACCAAAAGUACGGUCAGACGGCGCCUCGUCAGACCAGUAGCGAUGGAAUGAUAGUGCACAAGCAGGAGAUUCCUGACAUGGAUGACGAAGCCCAACAGGAGGUGAUCAUCGGCGGGUUAUAGAUAAGACCAACUGGUGCAAAUCCAAAGGCGAUAGGCAACUUAGCGAAGCUAGCAGAGCAGGGCUUGUUUUCAGAAUAUGAGACAGGGGCAAAUUCUGCUCAGCCAUAUUCUGGAGGAUAUUACUACCAGUUGCCUUUACUAGCGCAAAAUCCAACACGGAACGCUGCUUUUUCUCAGAGAUAUUGAGGGGUGGACCAACGAAAAUCCAUCAUUAGUACUGAAUAACUAAGCAUCGCAUUAUUAUAACAGCAGGCUACUCUGUAGGCUUUUUGAAACAUGUGGCGCACCCCAACAGCCCUUUUUAUGUUAAAAAAACGAUUGGACAUAAUUUAUUUUGUAGCUUGUAAAAUAUACUUCAAAUUACCUUUAGUUAUUAACGCACAUAUAUGUACUAAUAAUAUGUAUAUGGCAUAGUA
Molecule: messenger RNA, 2667 nt
Organism: Drosophila elegans
Lineage: Eukaryota; Metazoa; Arthropoda; Insecta; Diptera; Drosophilidae
Gene: Clamp
Product: zinc finger protein 429
Exons: 6
Coding region: 560-2251 (563 amino acids)
Biological process (GO): regulation of transcription by RNA polymerase II; central nervous system development
Cellular component (GO): nucleus
Molecular function (GO): DNA-binding transcription factor activity, RNA polymerase II-specific; RNA polymerase II cis-regulatory region sequence-specific DNA binding
Source: RefSeq, a predicted model, not a curated record